Molecule: messenger RNA, 2384 nt
Organism: Anopheles coustani
Lineage: Eukaryota; Metazoa; Arthropoda; Insecta; Diptera; Culicidae
Product: transketolase
Exons: 4
Coding region: 101-1984 (627 amino acids)
Molecular function (GO): transketolase activity; thiamine pyrophosphate binding
Source: RefSeq, a predicted model, not a curated record
GAAGUCAUCGUGACAAGACCUGCAACGCGCGUGGAUCCAUCUGGUGUGCCUAUUUUGUUGCCUUUUCUGAUUCAGUAACCUUUAUCUUACAAGCACCAAAAUGCCGACUUACCACAAACCGGAAGCCAAGACCAUCCAGGAGCUGAAGGAUAUCGCCCACAAGCUGCGUAUCGAUUCGAUUAACGCAACGCAGGCUUCGAAAUCGGGCCAUCCGACGUCAUGUGCUUCGAUCGCGGAAAUCAUGUCGGUGCUGUUCUUCAACACGAUGCGUUACAAAAUCUCUGCUCCCCGCGAUGCUUCGUCGGAUCGGUUUAUCUUGUCGAAGGGUCACGCUGCGCCGAUCCUGUAUGCGGCCUGGGCCGAAGCUGGCCUGUUCCCCGUGGAGGAUCUGAUGAAUCUGCGCAAGAUCGACUCGGAUCUCGAGGGUCACCCGACGCCUAGACUGAACUUCAUCGACGUCGGUACUGGCUCGCUCGGCCAGGGUGUAGCGGUCGCAUGCGGUAUGGCGUACGUGGGCAAGAACAUUGACCAAGCCGACUACCGGACGUACGUGCUGGUAGGCGAUGGCGAAUCGGCCGAGGGUUCGAUCUGGGAAUCGCUGCACUUUGCCGGCUACUACAAACUGAGCAAUCUGUGCGUUAUCUUUGAUGUGAACCGGCUUGGUCAGUCGGAGCCGACCUCGCUGCAGCAUCAGAUGGAGGUGUACCGCAAGCGGCUGGAUGCGUUCGGCUUCAAUGCGAUCGUUGUCGACGGUCACGACGUGGAGGAGCUCUGCAAGGCGUUCUUUGAAGCAUCCUGUACCACCGACCGCCCAACGGCGAUCAUUGCUAAGACGUUCAAGGGCAAACACUUCCCCAAUAUCGAGGAUCUCGAAAACUGGCACGGCAAACCACUGGGCGACGCAGCUGCCGGAGUCGUCGAGCAUCUGAAGAAACUGAUCCGCAACUCGGGUCCGAUCACAGUGGCCCCUGCAUCACCGCAAAAGGAAAACGCACCGAAGGUGAGCAUCAAGAACAUCCAGCUGGCCACUCCACCUGCCUAUCAGAAGGGCGAGGAGAUCGCCACGCGCCUCGCGUACGGUACCGCGCUGGCAAAGAUCGCCAUGAACAACGACCGUGUGAUCGCCCUGGAUGGCGAUACGAAGAACUCGACCUACUCGGACAAACUGCGCAAGGCGUUCCCGGAGCGAUUCAUCGAGUGUUUCAUCGCCGAGCAGAAUCUUGUCGGCGUUGCGAUCGGUGCUGCCUGUCGCGAUCGUACCGUGGCGUUUGUGUCCACCUUUGCGACGUUCUUCACCCGCGCCUUUGAUCAGAUCCGCAUGGGUGCCAUCUCGCAGACGAACGUGAACUUUGUUGGCUCGCACUGCGGUGUCAGCAUCGGUGAGGAUGGUCCGAGCCAGAUGGGUCUGGAGGACAUCGCUAUGUUCCGUACGAUCCCGGGAAGCACCGUGUUCUAUCCGGCCGACGCUGUUAGCACGGAGCGAGCAGUUGAGAUGGCUGCCAACACGCCCGGAGUGUGCUUCAUUCGUACCUCGCGCCCCAAUACUGCUGUUAUCUACGAGAAUAACGAAAAGUUCGAGAUUGGUCGCUGCAAGGUAGUGAAGCAAAAUGAAAACGACUCCGUGCUACUCAUCGGUGCCGGUAUUACGCUCUACGAAGCGCUAAAGGCUGCUGGCGAGCUGGAAAAGAGCGGCAUCCACUGUCGCGUCAUUGAUCCGUUCACCGUCAAACCGCUGGACAAGGAAGGAAUCGUCAAGCACGGAACCCAGUGCGGUGGACGUGUUGUCGUCGUUGAAGAUCAUUACAAACAAGGUGGAUUGGGUGAAGCCGUUCUCUCGGCGCUGGCCGACCAGAGGAACUUUGUCGUGAAGCACUUGGGUGUCGAGCAGCUGCCGCGUUCGGGCCCACCGUCCGUGCUGGUCGAUAUGUUUGGUAUUUCGGCACGUUCUGUUGCCGCCGCGGUGCAUGAAAUCAUAAAGAUGUAAAUCACGCCCGCGUGCUUCCCGCUUCAGCCAAAAUUAUCCUUCAGGGGAAGCAUUCCCACAAGGAGACAAAUUUCCCUCCUCGGUUGACUGCGAGCACAAGAUGAUUCUCAUUGGACCAUUAUGUUUUUUUCUCUAUUUUUCUUUACUUCCUUAUUAUUUUUCCUCUGUUGCUUCUCCGUGGGCUGCUUGGGUGUUUGGGUAUUGAAUAGAUCACGUGUUAAAAUAUGAGUAACAAGGUUACACCGCUGUUAAAAUCCUCUCUAAAUUUCUCAAUGUCAUUGUACAAUCCACUGGCCCAACCAUAUCAUCCGGUACGGGAGACCGUCGUGUUGGUCGGCUUGCAAUGGUAGCAUUUGCGCUAAAGUCCGUUUAAUAAAUACACAAAAAUAUGACGAACUAA